GCGAUGAGGACCUGGGCUUGCCUGCUGCUGCUCGGCUGCGGAUACCUCGCCCAUGCCCUGGCCGAGGAAGCGGAGAUCCCCCGCGAGGUGAUCGAGCGGCUGGCGCACAGUCAGAUCCACAGCAUCCGGGACCUGCAGCGACUCCUGGAGAUAGACUCCGUAGGGACUGAGGAUGCUUUGGAGCCAAGCCUGAGAGCCCGGGGGGCCCACGCCGCCAGGCAUGCCCCCGAGAGGCGGCCAGUGCCUGUUCGGAGGAAGAGAAGUAUUGAGGAAGCCAUCCCUGCAGUCUGCAAGACCAGGACGGUCAUCUAUGAGAUACCUCGGAGCCAGAUCGACCCCACCUCCGCCAACUUCCUGAUCUGGCCGCCGUGCGUGGAGGUGAAGCGUUGCACCGGCUGCUGUAAUACGAGCAGCGUCAAGUGCCAGCCCUCGCGUGUGCACCACCGCAACGUGAAGGUGGCCAAAGUGGAGUAUGUCAGGAAAAAGCCAAAAUUAAAAGAAGUCCAGGUGAGGCUGGAGGAGCACCUGGAGUGCACAUGUACGACCUCAAACCUGAACCCGGAUUAUCGGGAAGAGGAGACAGGAAGGCCUAGGGAAUCAGGUAAAAAACGGAAGCGAAAAAGGUUAAAGCCCACCUAGAGCGGCCAACCAGACGUGAGGUGAGGACCAGCCGGCAGCCCUUCCUCGGGACACGGAUGUCCAUGGCGUGUUACAUUCCUGAACCUACUAUGUACGGUGCUUUAUUGCCAGCGUGCGAUCUUUGUUCUCCUCCGUGAAAACUGUCUCCAAGAACACUCCGGAGAACAAAGAAACAGUGUACAUUUGUCUAAUGUGACAUCAAAGCAAGUAUUGUAGCACUCAGUGAACUAUAAGAGGCUUCCUUGUCAAAAAAAAAAAAAAAAAAAAAAAAGGA
Trichechus manatus latirostris (Florida manatee) is the source of this 913-nucleotide messenger RNA. RefSeq names its product platelet derived growth factor subunit A (gene PDGFA). The record is from RefSeq and is a predicted model, not a curated record. Gene Ontology annotation, biological process: positive regulation of MAP kinase activity; positive regulation of cell population proliferation; positive regulation of protein autophosphorylation. Gene Ontology annotation, cellular component: membrane. NCBI's taxonomy places the organism in Eukaryota, Metazoa, Chordata, Mammalia, Sirenia, Trichechidae. The coding region runs from base 4 to 639 and encodes 211 amino acids. The transcript has 7 exons. Gene Ontology annotation, molecular function: growth factor activity; platelet-derived growth factor receptor binding.